ACUCAAUUAAACAAUUUACUACCCGUUCAUCACUUAACCUUUCGAUCACUCACAAAAAAACAAUCAAUAUAAAGGACGUUGCUUUUUAUACCCGCGUUCAGUACCCGACCAGCAUCCAACAUUCGUGGGCGUUAAUACUGUGACAGGGUUCCAAAAUGCUCGCAAUCAGUUUACUUUUGGUACUUUGUGUGUUUAACGUAAAUGCUGCUAGGCAGAAUGUGAGCUGCCCCGCUGUGAGCACUAGAGAGUUGGAUUUGAAAGAACUAGACGGGAAAUGGUACCUAGCGGGCGCGGCAACCGACUUACCUCUGGAAGGAGACUGCGCCAUGGUUGUGUUCAACCAUAAAACCGAUAACACCACAGAUGUUUCCAUCAGUUGGAUCAAGAACAACACUAUUAGCUUCUACAACGGCUCGGUAGCUUUGAUGAUGGACCCGAAUAGCAGCACUGGUGAUCUCCUGCAGAUAACUUAUACAGAUAAGCAAAGCCAGCUGUAUUACUUCCUCGAUGUAAACUAUGAUCACUAUGCGGUGGUGUUUUCGUGUUUUGAUAGUAAUGAUGGCAGCAACAGCAGCACAUAUGAACUCUGGAAGCUCAGCAGAAGCCCGCACCUUAAAGACCAGGACGCGGACAAGAUCAGCAAAGCAAUAACAAGCUACAACCUGCAAGACACCCAGUUUGUCAAUUUCAACGCCACAGAAGACACGUGCAGCGGAGGCAGGGACAUACAUCCCUCUAUAGUUAUUACCUCGGCUGCGACGCUUGCACUAUUUAGAAGAUUUUAUUGA
Molecule: messenger RNA, 788 nt
Organism: Cydia fagiglandana
Lineage: Eukaryota; Metazoa; Arthropoda; Insecta; Lepidoptera; Tortricidae
Product: lazarillo protein-like
Exons: 4
Coding region: 156-788 (210 amino acids)
Biological process (GO): lipid metabolic process; response to reactive oxygen species
Cellular component (GO): cytoplasm
Source: RefSeq, a predicted model, not a curated record